UCCGGACACGCUCAGACGGCCCAAGCGCAAACAAUAGGCCCAGUCAAAGCCUCGCCGCUGACUUUCCCAACGAUAACGCACAACUGCGCCCUUGAACACCCACCAGUUUUUGGCGCACACCCCCCCAACCCACGGGUGCCACUCUGUUUAGUAUUCCGCGCUUUACCUUGUUCCCUUAUCUCUACUCGAUACUAUCGAGUAACAGAUACUCCUGCGGUCUCCCUACCACGCCUUCCAUGAUGCCACGGUCCAAUGAAUAUACUUGACCAGGCCGGCCGAGUUCUUUUCCUUCGGACUCGACCGCCUCGAUCUCUCCACUGCUUCUUUUGGCUCCCAAAUGCCCCUUCGAAAUGGUCACUACUGUAGGAGGAGUUGCCGAAAUGAGUCGACGCUGUGGUUGACGAACCCGGCCUCGGCCGUUCAAGAUGGCACCCCUGGUAUAUCAAAGAGUAUUCAGGACUUUCCUUUGUUUCGUUUCCCCCGCAAGGGUCACCCCCAAUCCAUCUCCAGAUUGUUAUCUUUCACUUAUCGUUCAGAUAUCACGAGGUUACUCGACAACGAGAUUGCUUAUCAGCCAUAGAUAAGGACAACAGAGGUCCUCGUUCACAUGCUCAGAACCCUGGGAACCUCUCCCUAACUGCUCUCGCUCCUAUUUCACUUAUCUACUCUUUAUAUUUGACCAGCGCGGACCAGACCGUAACCGGCAAUCCCAUACCUCAUCAUGUCCAGUUUACCAUCCGAGACGUCUCAUUCAUACCCGACUCCUCCUCGCUCUCCUCCGAACGGCUACUUCGAUGGCUCAAAUGACUCACCGAUCACUGUGAUUGCGUCUUCUCGCGCGAUACGCUCCGGACGUCUUUCCGCAGCCACAAUUGUCAUAUCCAAUGCCACAGGCAAGAUCACAGCCACUUUCGACAGUGUGCUCCCGCAAUCCGACUUCCCACCCAACACUCCUUAUACAGACUACUCCCCACAUAUCCUUUUGCCGGGCCUGGUGGACGCACACGUGCAUCUGAACGAGCCAGGCCGGACAGAAUGGGAAGGUUUUCAUACAGGUACCCAGGCCGCUGCUUUCGGCGGUGUCACUACUGUUGUGGAUAUGCCGCUGAAUGCGAUUCCCCCUACGACCACAGUAUCAGGCCUACAAGAGAAGAUCAAAGCCGCCCAAGGCCAAUGCUGGGUUGACGUUGGCUUCUAUGGUGGCAUUAUCCCCGGCAACGAAGGUGAACUGAAGGCCCUCGUGCGUGAAGGUGUACGUGGGUUCAAGGGCUUCCUGAUCGACUCCGGCGUUGACGAGUUUCCCGCCGUGUCGUCGAGCGAUAUUGCAAAGGUCUUUGCCGAAUUAGCGGACGAACCCACCACCGUUAUGUUCCAUGCAGAAAUGAUCCCACCUAUUGCCGACAGUGUGGGCGACGACGUGCAGACGUCUUUGCCUCCACUCGCGCCGCACGGCCCCCUGAAUGCAUACAGUACAUUCCUGGAGUCGCGGCCGCCUAGUUUCGAGACGUAUGCCGUCGAAGAGAUUUUGUCUCUUGCUCACCUUGCACCGAAUCUGCCUCUCCAUAUUGUGCAUCUCAGCGCGAUGCAGGCGAUUCCGUUGCUUCGCAAGGCGAGAGCACAGGGUAUUAACAUCACGGCCGAGACCUGCCCCCAUUAUUUGUCUCUUGCGGCAGAGCAGGUUGCGCUCGGUGAUACAAGGCAUAAGUGCUGCCCGCCCAUUCGCACGCAAAGCAACCAAGACCGGCUGUGGGAGGAACUGGGCGAGCAUGAGGGCGAGGGUGUCAUCAAAACGGUGGUUAGCGACCACAGUCCGUGUACACCUGAUUUGAAGAUGCUUCCGACUCAUGUCCCGGGGCAUGUGCCACCGGUCAAGGGCGUGGCCGGAACACUGCCUGUCGAUCAAGACGGCAGUGGAGAUUUCUUUAGCGCAUGGGGCGGUAUCAGUAGUGUGGGGUUGGGUCUUCCGAUCUUGUGGACAGAGAUGUCUAGAAGAGGGUUGAUCGCAGACGAUAUGCUGAGAGACAAGGCGCUCAUGAACGUUGCGAAGUGGUGCUGUGUCAACACUGCUGCGCAAGUCGGGCUAGAGAAAGUCAAGGGCGAACUGGCAGUCGGCUUUGAUGCGGAUAUUUGUGUUUUCGACGACGAGGCCGAAUGGGUUGUGGAACCAAGCACGAUGUUGUUCAGGAACAAGUGCAGCCCGUAUCAGGGCCGAGUCAUGAAAGGUAUGGUGAAGGAGACAUUACUGAGGGGCCAGAAGAUCUUCGUCAGAGACGGAGCGAAUGCCGGAUUCGUGGGCAAAUCCUGUACAGGACAGCUAUUGCUCGAGCCCAGGACAAAGGAGUUGAAGAAGGUCAAGAGUUGGUUCAAGAGAUGGAUUUAUGAUUAUGAUCUUUGAGUCGAUAAUGCUUUUGUUUAGAUCAUGUAGAGCGGCAUGUGUACGGAGUCUCGGGAAUGCUUUGGACUUGAGAUUAUGAGGUAUCCUUCCGGGAUAUAUUACUCUUUAUGAAUUCCAUGUUGUCGUUUCAA
Exophiala oligosperma is the source of this 2526-nucleotide messenger RNA. Its product is annotated as allantoinase. Gene Ontology annotation, molecular function: allantoinase activity. Gene Ontology annotation, biological process: purine nucleobase catabolic process. Bases 722 to 2395 code for a protein of 557 amino acids. Lineage: Eukaryota; Fungi; Ascomycota; Eurotiomycetes; Chaetothyriales; Herpotrichiellaceae. The record is from RefSeq and is a predicted model, not a curated record. Gene Ontology annotation, cellular component: cytoplasm. The transcript has a single exon.